Molecule: messenger RNA, 1879 nt
Organism: Raphanus sativus (radish)
Lineage: Eukaryota; Viridiplantae; Streptophyta; Magnoliopsida; Brassicales; Brassicaceae
Product: probable receptor-like protein kinase At3g17420
Exons: 7
Coding region: 289-1671 (460 amino acids)
Biological process (GO): protein phosphorylation
Molecular function (GO): ATP binding; protein kinase activity
Source: RefSeq, a predicted model, not a curated record
CAAAGACAGCACCACAAGCAUUAAAAUAUUUCCACAAGAAGAAACAUCAAAGAAAGCUUCAAACUUCCUUCUCUGUUUCCCUCCUUCUUCUUCCCCCCUGCAACCAAUGUAAACCCUACAAAGAUCUCUCUAAAGAUUUCUUAAAAUGAAGACAAUAAUUAGUUUGUUCUCUUCUCUUAUGUCCACCCUUUAUUAACUCGAGCCAAUAGUCUCCAUCUUUCAACCCACCGGAAACAGAGAGAAACUUUUCUAGAAAAAGCAGGUAGAUACAAAUCUCUGUGAACAAUAAUGGCUUCUGAGCUGAAACAAACUCUAACCAAGAAAUACGGUGCACUUGAACUAUGGGAGAUCAUAGUCAUUGCUCUGUUCGCAUCAUUCAUACUAAUCCUAGCCGUCUCAGUAUGGCUCAGCUUCCGUAAAAAAUCCAAAAGAUCCAACUUCAUACAGCUUCUCCCCAUAACGGAAACCCCUCGCCAUCAAGAUGAAAUCAAAGACAUAAGUGUUGAUCACGUCUCAUCUAACAACAAUGUCACACCUCACCAAGCUCUAGAUGACAAGUUCGGAGAGAGAGACAUUGAGAACGGCCAUAACUACUCUGGUUCUUUAGAGAAACAUGUCCCUACUUCAGAAACAACUCAUUCACCUCUCUCUGGUCUCCAAGAAGGUUCUCACAUUGGUUGGGGUCAUUGGUUCACUCUCCGUGACCUUCAGCUAGCUACCAACCAUUUCUCAAAAGAGAAUAUCAUCGGUGAUGGGGGUUAUGGAGUUGUGUACCAUGGAACUUUAACUAACAAAACCCCUGUGGCUGUCAAGAAGCUGCUCAACAAUCCAGGACAAGCUGAUAAAGACUUCAGAGUUGAAGUGGAAGCAAUAGGACAUGUCAGGCACAAGAACUUAGUUCGGCUUCUUGGAUACUGCGUUGAAGGAACACAUAGGAUGUUGGUUUAUGAGUACAUGAACAAUGGGAACUUAGAGCAGUGGCUUCACGGUGACAUGAGUCACCAAGGACAUCUCACUUGGGAGGCUAGAAUCAAAGUUCUUGUUGGCACUGCAAAAGCGCUGGCUUACCUUCAUGAAGCUAUUGAGCCGAAAGUGGUGCAUAGAGACAUAAAGUCAAGCAAUAUACUGAUGAAUGACAACUUUGAUGCCAAGUUAUCUGAUUUUGGUCUUGCUAAGCUGCUUGGAGCUGAUAAAAGUUAUGUCAGUACUCGAGUUAUGGGUACAUUUGGGUAUGUUGCACCUGAAUACGCUAACUCUGGUCUCCUAAACGAGAAGAGUGACGUGUAUAGUUUUGGUGUUGUUCUAUUGGAAGCUGUUACUGGAAGGUACCCGGUUGAUUAUGAACGGCCUAAAGAAGAGGUGCAUAUGGUGGAGUGGUUGAAGCUAAUGGUACAGCAGAAACAGUUUGAGCAAGUGGUGGAUAAAGAGCUUGAGAUCAAACCAACGAAAAGCGAACUUAAAAGAGCGCUUUUGACAGCUUUGAGAUGCGUUGAUCCUGAUGCAGACAAGAGGCCAACGAUGAGUCAAGUUGCUCGAAUGCUUGAAUCUGAUGAGUACCCUGUGCUGCCUAGAGAGGAACGAAGAAGAAGGAGAAGUCAGAACGGAGAGGUUCCUAAAGAAAGCACAGAGGCGAAUAAGGAUGAUAAUACCAUAGCAGAUGCAAAGAUUUGAGUUAACAGAAAGAAACAUUUAGAUUCUUUUGGAGAUUGUUUAGAUUCUUUUACUGUUUCUGUGGAUUAAUUAUGUGAUAUGUAUAGCCGACAAGACAAGAUUCGUUUCUCUUGUCUGGAGGAAAGAGAGAUCUUUUGUAUAGCUUUGUUGUAAAUUUUUAUUACCUUCAUACUUUCAACAUAACUGUUAAGUUUAGUGGGUUCAGAUU